Messenger RNA from Thelazia callipaeda (thelaziosis nematode), 366 nucleotides. The record is from the annotation of a GenBank genome assembly. Lineage: Eukaryota; Metazoa; Nematoda; Chromadorea; Rhabditida; Thelaziidae.
AUGGAGAAUGUUCUAGAAGCUUCGGGCAAAAUGUGUACUGCAGCACAAAUGGGACGCAUUGUUGGGAUCAGCAUUGCAAAAAGUCAGGGAUGCGAUGUUCUAGAAUGUUCAGUGCCGUGGGGGUGUGGCGCAGUAGUGGGACUGAACUGUUCACAUCUGCUCUUCAUUCUUGGCUUAUUAGCUGUUGUAUAUGCGAUCAAUACAUGUAGAAAAUUGCCUUCAAUGUACGGAUUGAUUAUGCAGGAUGCAACGAAUGCCUGGCUGUGUCUUGUAGCGAAUUUACGUUUUAAGAUAAAGCAAGGUGUUAGUUCAAUGACGUCAUUGAACAUAGUUAUGCGUUAUUUGCGUGGGAGGGAAAUCGGCUGA